AUGGCGCUCGCCUCUAGCGCCACCGCACUUUCACCCCUGCUGCCGUGUCUGGCGUUCUCCUGCUGGCGCGCGGUACAAAUGCGGGGGUGCGCCUCCACGCACACAGCCGCCAGCAACAGUGACAACGCUGGCAGCAGCAGCAGCAAUGGUAACACGGCGAGUUCGCCCAUGCCGUAUAAGUCGACCCACAGGGGAAGCGGCGACGCGGCGUUGCCGCGGAAACACAACGGCAGCAGCCCCUCUGCUGCUGCCUCCGGGAGUAGUGAUGCGCAGAAGUCACCGAACCUCGCGGGGUCACGCUCGUCGUGCACUGAAGAUGGCGGCUCGGUGCCGAGCCGGCCGCUCUCCCCGCUGCAGCGGCGCCAACUUCUCUUCAAGCACAAGGCGGCCUUCACCCUCACCCCACAGGCACUCCGUCGUGUCAAGUACUUGUUGGGACAGUGCCGUGAGAAGGAGCAGCUUGCUCCGGACGGAAUUCGCAUCAGCGUGCGCCGCCGUGGCUGCAGCGGCUACAGCUAUACGGUGAAUUAUCACUACCCGCAAAUGGAGGAGCCACUGAUGACCAAAAGCGACGAUAACAAUAACAACAAUAGUCGCAGCAGCCGUAAUGACAGGAAAACAAGUAACGCGGGUGAUUUGCGGAAGAAGGACGUGGUGGUGGAGCAGGAUGGUGUUAAGGUUGUGGUGGACAGUGACGCGCUCUUCUAUGUGAUUGGAACAGAGAUGGACUACGUUGUGCGGAACGUGGAGGAGAAGUUCACGUUCCGCAACCCGAAUCAAAAGUAUUCGUGCGGCUGCGAGGAGAGCUUCAUGCCCUUCGAUAUCGAUGAGCAGGAGUGA
This is a messenger RNA of Trypanosoma grayi, 840 nucleotides long. RefSeq names its product iron-sulfur cluster assembly protein. Gene Ontology annotation, molecular function: 2 iron, 2 sulfur cluster binding. The coding region runs from base 1 to 840 and encodes 279 amino acids. The record is from RefSeq and is a predicted model, not a curated record. Lineage: Eukaryota; Euglenozoa; Kinetoplastea; Trypanosomatida; Trypanosomatidae. Gene Ontology annotation, biological process: iron-sulfur cluster assembly. The transcript has a single exon. Gene Ontology annotation, cellular component: cytoplasm; mitochondrion.